UCGUAAACAGCUAUGUUUAUACGUGUUUUACAGCCAGUAUUGUUCAAGUGUUCGAGCGUUUUUGUCCGCGAAUUGCAUUUAAAAAUGCCGCAAAAAGUUUACAUCGUGGGGGUUGGCAUGACGAAGUUUACAAAACCGAGCCCGGACCGGGAUUAUCCGGAGAUGGCUAAAGAAGCCGUGGAAGCGGCGCUGAGUGAUGCCGGUGUCAAAUAUGAUAAGCUACAGCAGGCCGUGUGUGGAUAUGUGAAAGGAGACUCUACAAGCGGACAGCGGGUGUUGUACCAGGUCGGCAUGACCGGCAUUCCUAUCUACAAUGUCAAUAACAACUGCUCUACCGGCUCUACAGCUUUGUUCCUAGCUAAACAGCUUAUAGAAGGAGGCUCUGAUGUUAUUCUAGCUUUAGGCUUCGAGAAAAUGGCGCCAGGAGCCUUAGGCGCCAGCGCUUAUGAAGACCGAGCGUCCCCUCUUGACAAACACAUGUCAAAGAUGGCCGAAUUAGCAGGCUUGACUAAAGCACCAAGAACAGCGCAAUACUUCGGAAACGCUGGACUAGAAUACAUGAAAAAGUACGGAGCAACUGAAGAGCAUGUGGCAAAAAUUGCUGCAAAGAAUCAUAGACAUGGAGCGAAGAAUCCCCGCGCGCAGGUCGCUAGAGAAUAUACUGUAGAGGAAGUCUUGAAUUCAAGGAAGAUUUUCGGUCCUCUGACGAAACUGUCCUGUUGUCCUACCAGCGAUGGUGCUGGAGCGGCCGUCCUUAUGUCAGAAAAAGCUGUCAUGCAACAUGGACUGCAAAAGAAAGCCGUAGAGAUUCUCGGCAUGGAAAUGGCAACAGAUACUAAAGAAGCCUUCACUGGAAAAAGUUUCUUAAGCCUCGUUGGCUAUGACAUGACCACUCUAGCCGCUAAGCGGUUGUAUCAAAAGACUAGGAUAUCUCCUAAAGAUGUGAAUGUGGUUGAGCUUCACGACUGCUUUGCUACUAACGAGAUGAUCACGUACGAAGGUCUGCAGCUGUGUGAAGUGGGGAAAGCGGGGAAGUUCGUGGAUGACGGGGACAACACGUAUGGAGGGCGAGUGGUGGUGAACCCGAGCGGCGGGCUGAUCGCGAAGGGCCAUCCUCUGGGGGCCACGGGGCUGGCGCAGUGUGCUGAGCUGGUCUGGCAGCUGCGGGGAGAAGCCGGGAUACGACAGGUCCCCAACGCUCGCAUAGCCCUGCAACACAACCUGGGGCUAGGUGGCGCUGUGGUCGUCACUCUGUACAGAAAGGGCUUCCAGAACGUCAGCUCCAAACUUUAAAUACGAUUUACGACUUACUUUCUCCAUGUAUUUUUGAAAUAGUACAUUACGAUACACGCGCGAAAAGGAAAUUCGUAACUCGUGUCGAUUUAAAACACUCCCUUCCGUCGUGUUUUGAUUUAACGCCACUCGUUUUCAAACUUCCUUUUUUACGCACUUGUAUCAUAAUGUACCUACUAUUAUAUUUGAUCGUGCUUUUUUAUUGUGUGCUUUCUUUUUCACAAGUCAUUUGCUAAAAAUAAAAUAUUUUGUACUUUUCCUAAAAUUGUUUAAUAUCAGUAUUUUCGUAAAUAAAGAUCUAUUUUU
This is a messenger RNA of Leguminivora glycinivorella, 1599 nucleotides long. Its product is annotated as sterol carrier protein 2-like. Gene Ontology annotation, molecular function: acyltransferase activity, transferring groups other than amino-acyl groups. The record is from RefSeq and is a predicted model, not a curated record. Bases 13 to 1293 code for a protein of 426 amino acids. NCBI's taxonomy places the organism in Eukaryota, Metazoa, Arthropoda, Insecta, Lepidoptera, Tortricidae. The transcript has 2 exons.